AUCAAAUGAUCUUAUGCAUACAUCUGUGCGUACAUCUUUCUAUAAGUUCCCCCUCCAGUUUGUGCAACGAGUUCAGAACGAGUAAGUCCACCAUUCGUAUGAGUCGACAUAACCUAGAAUUAUGUCAAAUAAACAAUCACCAUGGUCAUACUGAAUUAUGAAAACGAAGUAGAUGUAAAAAUGAAUAAAAUUGAUGAAUCUGAAAAGAAGCGACUGGAGUCAUUGAAACGAAAGAAGGAAUUAUUUAAAGCUAAAGAACUUGCAGUGCAAUGUGCACUGAAGAACUUGGAUAACAAAUUGAACAAAAAUAAAAUAAUAUUUGAUGAAAAUACUGAUGAAAUAUUGAAACCUAAAAUUAAGAAGAAAGCAGUGAAGGGGAAACAUAAUUUGUUUGAUGAUACUAUCGACGAUGAUGAAGAUAAUAAUGAACCAGUUUGGGAAUUGGACAAUUUUCGAUCUGACAAAAAGAGUCGUAAUAUUACUUUAGGAAAUGAUGAACGAUUUAAGAUAAAUGAACAUUUCAUGGAUGAUUAUGAUGCAUUGGAAAAAGAUAGUGCAACGGCAAACAACGAUGAAACUGACCUGCAGAAAGAAAAGAAAAUGCAGCUAAAUAUUCUAGAAAAUAUUUUAGGUGUACCAAUUCAGAAGACUUUCAAAAGCAAAGAAGCGAAUAAAGAUCCAAAGAUCGCAAAGAAACAGAUGAUUAGAUAUGAUCCUACAGAAAGCAAUCAUAAAGAGUAUGAAAUUGUUCCGCAAACAUCUGAAGCAGAUACGAAGAGAAUUAAGAAGAGGAAGAAAAACAAGGAUAUUACAGAAAAUACUGUGGAAACUGCAUCUGCAGAAGUAUCAAAAGAUAUUUACUUCUCUGUAUCAGACUCGUUGACAAAAAGCUUGAAAGAUGGAGGUCAAUUUAGUUUAUUAAAAACAUUUGGAAAAGAAGAAGUUCAUGAAAAAGAGGAGCAAGUAUAUAGUGCAAAGACUAUAGACUCUAAAAGUAAAAAAUUUCAAUUUAAUUUUGAUACGAAAAAUCCAUUUAAAUAUGAUUCAUCCGACGAUGAGAAUGACAAUAAAGAAAUUGAACUGAAGAAAGAGGUGCCACAGCCACAUGUAUCUAAAGCAACGAAUAAAUUUUUCUUCGAUGAUAAUGAUAUACGUUUUAAUGAGGCAGUGUCGUUCUUUUGUAAAGAAUCUAUGCCGGACGAAGAGUUCAAGAGCCUUAGACGAGAAUUGAAACAAAUUGUGCGCACGAAAAUUCGUCAUAAUGUGAAAAAACGUCAACCAUUUGGAUUUAAAAGGAAGGUGAUGAAGCAAACCGUGGGACAUAAAAGAAGAACCUAGAUAAUGAAAUUAAGAAAUUUAUUUAACUUGAUUAAACCUUUUAGAAACCUUAACAUGAAUAUUAAAUUCGUACAAAUGCUUUCCAUGGAGGAAAAAUAAAAUAUUCUGAAAAAAUAUGUAUAUAUAUAUAUAUAUGUAUGUAUACUGCAUAAAAUAUUAAUUCCGAAUACGGAAUUCAUUACUUCGUUAUUUGCCAUUGCAAAUCGAAUAGUUAAUAAUAAUUGUCACCUUUGUAAUAAUUUAAUGCUACUCAAUUAGUUCUUCUUAAAAAAAUAGACUAUAACUGAUCAAUAAAUUUGUAACUUGUAUGCAUA
Messenger RNA from Megalopta genalis, 1652 nucleotides. RefSeq lists its product as uncharacterized. NCBI's taxonomy places the organism in Eukaryota, Metazoa, Arthropoda, Insecta, Hymenoptera, Halictidae. Gene Ontology annotation, molecular function: RNA binding. The record is from RefSeq and is a predicted model, not a curated record.